Messenger RNA from Lymnaea stagnalis (great pond snail), 480 nucleotides. The record is from the annotation of a GenBank genome assembly. Lineage: Eukaryota; Metazoa; Mollusca; Gastropoda; Lymnaeidae.
GUCAUUACACUACCAGGUCACGGAUGGCUGGGUGUGGCUGUUGAAGAAUUUAUCUAUUUAAUGAAUUCUUUUAAUCAACAAAUUAAGAGAUUUAAUCCAAGACUUGGGAAUUGUUUCCUUGAGGACUUGAUUUGUUUCCCAACACAAGAUAAAAUUGAACACAUUUGUUCAUUUGAUGUUUUCAUACUUGCAUUUUGUUCAGAGCUUGUAAAAUACGAGGACGAGACGGCUGUACAUUGUCUUGACACCAUGUCUCAAACAUGGACCAGACUUGACAACCUUGAAGGAUCAGCCAAAAAUAUGGUCAGUUUCAGGAAAGAGAAACAUUUAUAUAUUCUUCAAAGAAGUGGCAACCUGUGGGAAAUAUGCAGCGACGGAUGCAAAUCUAUAAAUCUGAAAUUGAUGGUUGUCCUUUGGAACGGAAAUCAUAAUGUAAACGGGGCUAUCUGCUACAAUGAUGCGCUCUUUAUUCAUGGACAG